Bathycoccus prasinos is the source of this 753-nucleotide messenger RNA. RefSeq lists its product with no specific name. NCBI's taxonomy places the organism in Eukaryota, Viridiplantae, Chlorophyta, Mamiellophyceae, Mamiellales, Bathycoccaceae. The record is from RefSeq and is a predicted model, not a curated record. The coding region runs from base 1 to 753 and encodes 250 amino acids. Gene Ontology annotation, biological process: peroxisome fission; regulation of peroxisome size. The transcript has a single exon. Gene Ontology annotation, cellular component: peroxisomal membrane.
AUGGACAACACCACCAACCAUCAGCCUUCUUCUUCUUCUCUGCUUCUCUCUUCGUUAAAAGAUUUACUUCCAGAAAAGAACUCGGUGAUUAUAUUCUCAAACAGAAUGAAAGGUUUGCUCGCGAAAUCAGACGGGAAGGAUAAAACCUUGGCGUUGUUGCAGUAUUUAGCCAUGUUUACGUCCAACGGAACGCCCGGGAACGCGUUGAAUUUGCAAAAAUCGUUUGGGAGCGCGAGGAAACCGUUUCGGAUUUUCAAAGAGGUGGAGUUUUUACUCCCGGUGAUUGAAAAUCCACCGGUUGGGAAUCAAGCGAAAGUGUUAGUUGCGUACUCAAAAGCGAUUGGAAUGUCGGCGUACAUGGCUUUCGAUCACAUCGUAUUCUUAGGCGCGACCGGUUUAGUCACGAACAAGCAAAUAACCGAACUGUGUCAAAAGCUCUCAUAUUACGGGUGGUUCGUCGGGUCAGUAGCUGGGUUGUACCAAAGCGCGAACGAGUUAGGAAAAUGUGUGAGAGAUGUCGCGGAAGCGGACGACGACGAGGAUAGAAAACAAGAAAUCGCAAAGGUUGCCAAGCCAGUGUUUACCGCCAUCACGACCAACACCUUGCAAGCGUUGUUAGCGUUGGCGCUUUUGGAGAAAAUUCCGAUGAAGAAGAGGAACGUAGGAGCCUUAGGGGUCGUUUUGAGCAUGUUGAACGUGUACUCUAUGUUUCCGCCGCCACCACCGCCAGAUGCCAAAGACAAAGGAGAGUAG